UCCUGUCAACGUUCUGUUCCUGUUCACAUCUGGGGAGAGGAUAAAAAUAUACAUAAUUCAAUUAUUUGUCAUUCUUGUUAAACUUUUAGGUUACGGUUAAGUUAAGACGCCAUUGCGCUAGAAUAAGUAUAUUUACAUGUACAUAAAAAACGGAGGCUGAAUCCAGAAUCGAACAUCUGGGAUCGACUUUCCUGGUCUUGGUGUUGACAAUUCAUGUUGCCCAGCAAUGGCCCAGGGUCAGACUUCUUCGCAACCUGUUCCAACUGGCACAGACAAAGACAGCAGUGUACCAGCGGUGGGUUACGACAAGAAGUGUAUUUUCUGCAGGAUUGUAAACAAUGAAAUGGACACAGAGCUUCUCCACAGAGAUGAAGAUAUUUGCUGCUUCAGGGACAUUAAACCCGGAGCUCCACAUCAUUACCUGGUUGUCCCAACCAAACAUGUUGGAAACUGUAAAUCACUCAACAUACAACAUGUGCCUUUAGUGAAGCAAAUGGUUGACGUCGGGAAGGAUGUUUUGCGAAAACACAAUGUGACCGAUCUCACUGAUGUCAGGUUCGGCUUCCAUUGGCCACCGUUCUGUUCCGUCACACAUUUACACCUACAUGUUCUGGCACCAGUCAGUCAAAUGGGCUUCAUGUCGCGCCUCGUCUACAGACUCAACUCCUACUGGUUUGUCACGGCAGAUCAGCUGGUUGAGCUUCUCAACUCUAAAGUAGAGACACAUUGAACUCCGGAUCCAUUUUUUUUCUUCAGUGAAUUUUCAUAAAGUGGCCUCAGUAAGCUGCCAUGUUGGAUGAUACGGGAUCUGUUGUUCUUUCUUGUUUGACAAAAGUUAAGGACGGUGUUUUAUUUUAAACAUGUGUGAAGUCCUGUAGGACAAAGUAUUUCUUGGUUUCUUCACAAUGUGCCAGAAAGAUGUCCCAGGAAGAGUGGGGUAUCGAAGCUCUCAUCUUAGAAAAAAACCAAUGGCUAGGGACCAAUUAGCAUUUAUCUGAUUUGAUCAAAACUGAAAGAUGAUUUGAUUUUAAAACGCAGCCGUAGAACAAAACUAAUCAAAGUCCACGGAAUUUGUUUGUUUUUCCUGUCAUUUCAGAGGGCCUGCAAUGUGAAGUUGAGGUGAUGCAUGUGAAGAAAAAAAAUUUAAUUGAACAUUUAUCCACUGAAUAUAUGAGCUAUACCGCCUGAUUUACAUGUGUAAUCCUCAAAACAUUACUUUGAUUGUUGAGGUACUGUACAACAUGAUCAUAACAAGCACUGCAACACAGUUAAUGUACUGAAAAUACUUAAAUGAUUGCAAUGUGUAAUAUAUAUAUAUAUAUAUAUUGCUUAGUAUACAGGAAAGAUGUACAUCAAUACUGGCUACCAGUUCGUAAAAGUCUGCUUUACCUCAAACAAAACCAUAUUUACAGAAUACACAUAAUUCAAAAUUAAAAAGCAACAACACUAAUUUUAUGGCAGACUUUUUUUUUUUGUAAGUGUGUGAUUCUAUCCACCUGAUAGAAUCAGUUUUGAAGCAUGUAAUUCAGAAGCCAUCCAUCUUUAAUCAGUUUUAUCAAAUGUCAGGGCAUUGUCAUCACUUUCUGCUGUGUAUGAACUGAAUGUGAACAACCAAUAUGCACUUUUAAUUAUUAAUUUAGAAUAAACAAUGUUGCUUCUA
This is a messenger RNA of Poecilia latipinna (sailfin molly), 1660 nucleotides long. It is a transcript of the gene hint3, whose product is annotated as histidine triad nucleotide binding protein 3. NCBI's taxonomy places the organism in Eukaryota, Metazoa, Chordata, Actinopteri, Cyprinodontiformes, Poeciliidae. Gene Ontology annotation, molecular function: catalytic activity. The record is from RefSeq and is a predicted model, not a curated record. The transcript has 5 exons. The coding region runs from base 227 to 730 and encodes 167 amino acids.